AUGAGGAGCGAAGCACAAGUUCCUCCAGCACAAAAAGUUUAUUAUGAAGAACUUUUUCAAAUUGCUGAUGUGGACAAAGAUGGAGUAAUUGGUUUAAACGAUGCAUCAUUUUUUAGAAAUUCAAUGUUAUCAAAUGAUAUUUUAAGAGAUAUUUGGCAAUUAUCAGAUGUGAAUAAUGGAUAUUUAAAUAUUGACGAUUUUUUUGUAGCAUUAAAAUUAGUUUCAUUGGCACAAAUGGGAGCACCAGUUACUUUGGAUAGUAUUAAAUUAAUACCAGUUAUUCCACCACCAAAAUUAAAUGAUAUUCCCCCAUUAAAAAAUGAUUGGAUAAUAAGUAAUGGUGAAAAACAAAAUUAUAUAGAUUUAUUUAAUAAAUAUGAUGAGGAUGGUGAUGGAUUUAUUUUAGGAUCACAAGCUAAAACUAUAUUUGGUACAAGUGGAUUGCCAACAAAAAUGUUGAGCCAUAUUUGGAAUUUAUCAGAUGUUAGUAAGGAUCAAAAAUUGGAUUGUCAAGAGUUUAUAAUGGCAACAUUUCUCAUUAGAUCAGUAUUAAAAGGUUAUGAACUACCAAAUAAAUUACCAGAAUCAUUGAUUACAUCUUCACAUUAUAUUAGUUCGGCUGGUGUACCAUCACCAAAGAUUCCAGAAUGGUUAAUACCACCACCCGAGAGAAUAAUAUAUGAAGAUUUAUUCAAUAAGAACCAACAGGGAGGUAUAUUCACAGGUUCUCAAGCAAAAGUUCUCUUUGAGAAAUCUGGUCUCUCCAAUCAAGAUUUGAAAUUGAUUUGGGAUUUAGCUGACCACAAUCAAGAACAAGUUUUAGAUAAACAUAAAUUUGUAAUUGCAAUGUUUUUAAUCUCUCAAAGAAAAAAAGGUAAAGAAUUACCUCAAUCACUUCCUCAACUAUUAUUAGAAUCUUCAAAGAGUACAUUCAAUCCUUCUUCAAUAACUUCACCACCACCACAAUCUUCACCACAAUCUUCUCAACUACAACAACAACCACCACAACAGCAACAACAAACUGGUGAUUCAAAAUAUAAUAUAAAUUUAAAUGAUUUAGUUUCAAAUACCACACCAAUUGGCCAACCAAAUAUACAACCAACUACUACUACUACUACAACACCUGCAACUGCUUCAGGUGGCUUGAAUGUUAGUGGUUUACUUUCACCACCACCUCAACAGCAAUCACCUUCAAUUGUAGGUACACCACCUUCUACUAUAACAAGAGAAGGAUCAUUUACAUUUGAUAAUAGUGGUGGUGGUAAUAAUUUAUUAGCAAAACCACCAAGAAGUAAUAGUAUUACACGUAUGAAUUCAUUCCAACAUCAAUUACCACAACAACAACAACAACAAGUUUCACCACAAUCGACCAUUUCAAAUACUAGUAUUGGUAGUGGUAGUAGUAGUUUCUUAUCAACUAAUGCUACAACAUCAUCACCACCACCAAUACCAUCAACAUCUUCACAACCAACUUCAUCAAAUAAUAGUUCUAUAACUAGUAAUAAUAACAAUCCAAUUAGUCCAACAUCCACCAAUAUUACUCAAUUAUUUGAAAACAUUGAAAAAGUUAAACAACAAGUAUUUGAACAAGAGAGAAUUAGACAAGAGGAAAUUCAAGUUAAAUUGAACCAAGAAUUACAAUUGGAAGCAGAGUUAAAACAACAACUCGCACAAGAACAACAACAAUUAGAUGAGGUUAGGGAAAAUGUAAAAGAAGAGGAAAUCAAACUAUCCUCUAUUAAAGCUGAUAAUCAAUCAUUGAAAGAACAAAUUUCAACCGCUAGAGUCGAUAUUAAAUCAUUAAAAUCACAGUUGGAACAACAAUCAUCACUACUCAGAGAAAAGAGUGAAUUGUUUGACGAACAAAAUGAAGCACUCUCACACUUGAAUGAUGAUCUUAAAGAAAAACAACAAGAGUUACAAAAGAAUAAACAACAAAUCGAACAAUUAUUGUCAUCAAUUGAAUCGAUUAAACAAAAUCGUACCGAUGUAAAGAAUCAAAUUUCAACUGUAACCAAACAAUUGAAUGACUCUAAAUUAGAAUUAAAACAAUUAGCUGAGGAACAAAAACAACAAAAACAAAAAUUAGCAGAAGAACAAAAACAAUUACAACAAUUACAACAACAACAACAACAACAAGCAACUUCAAAAUCUUUAACCUCUGUUAAAUCUGAUGAUAAUAUAACUUUCCUUAGUGGUAUUAAUACAAAUACCACCUCUACAAACACAGCAACUUCAAUUCCAACUGCAAGUGUAAGUGGAAAUGAUAAUUGGGACUUUUUUAAUUCACCACCAGUUAAAUCAUCAUCAUCCUUACCAACUUCACCAUUUGAUGAUGAUAAAACUUUUGUACCAACAUUUACAACUACCACCACCACAACUAAUAAUAAUAAUAAUAAUAACACUAUAAAUACUAGUAAUGGUAAUUUAACAUUUACAUCACCAGUUAAAUCAACUGUUAAUCAAUUGAAAUCAUCAAAUUCAUCAGUUGGUGGAACAGGUGGUAGUGUUUCAACUAGAAAAUUAAGUGGUGCAAGUGUCAGUAGUAACAAUAGUUUCAAUGAUAAUACUAGUAUAGAUACAUUAAAUAAUCAUUUUGGUUCCGAUCAAUUUUCAUUCAACUCAUUUGGAAGUAAUAAUUUAACAGCACCACCAACAACCUCAUCUUCAACAAAUAAAGUUCAAUCAGAUUUCUUUGGUGUCGGUGGAGGAAAUAAAGAUCCAUUUGGUGGUGAUUCAAAUAAUAAUCCAUUUGGUGAGGAAAGUACAUCAUCAAUUAGGGAUGGUGGUUCUGAAACUUUAUCAGAAGCUCAUACUCUCUUUGAUAAAGAUCCACUUUUUGAAACAAAUGAUGCAUUUCAAUCCAGUAAAGAUCCAUUUGGUCAAAUUUUAUUCUCAAACUUUACAAAAGAUUCAUUUGGUGGUGAAAGUGUAUCAAACAAUAGUAAUAAUAGUAGUAUAAUUUCUUCAAAUACAAUACCUUCAUCAAAUUUUACUUUUAAUACAAAUUCAACAACAACCAAUAAUCGCCAAUCACCAAUUGAUUCUGAUUUAUUUAGUGACAAUCAACAACAACAACAACAACAACAACAACAACAACAACAACAACAACAACAACAACAACAACAACAACAACCAACUCAGUCAAAUCAAAAUAAUCAAAGUUUUACAAGUAAUGAUUCUUUUGAUGAUUUCCAAACUACACCAACACCAACCAAUAACAACAACAACACUACAACAACAGAGUUUGGUGUAAAGUUUAGUGAUACAACUUUUGGUGAUAGUUCAAAUGGUGAUUUUGAUUUUGGAAGUAAUGUAUUUGGUCAACCAAGUGCAAAUGAUCCAUUUUCAUCAUCAAUUGAACCUCAACAUCAACCUGAUACAAACAAUGUAUCCUCUGAUCCAUUUAAAGGUGGUUUUGAUGAUUUUGGAAGUGCACCAUUCUCUUUUGAUAAUAAAUUCAAUGAAGUAGUUGGCGAUGAUUCACCAUCAUUAACAACAGCAACAACAACAACAACAAAUGAUAAUGAUAAUGGCACUUUUGUUUUUAAUGACAAUAAUAAUAAUACACCUUCACCAUUUGAUUCUUAA
Messenger RNA from Dictyostelium discoideum AX4, 3591 nucleotides. RefSeq lists its product as hypothetical. NCBI's taxonomy places the organism in Eukaryota, Evosea, Eumycetozoa, Dictyosteliales, Dictyosteliaceae. The transcript has 3 exons. Bases 1 to 3591 code for a protein of 1196 amino acids. The record is from RefSeq and is a predicted model, not a curated record.